Candidozyma auris is the source of this 1662-nucleotide messenger RNA. RefSeq names its product D-arabinono-1,4-lactone oxidase (gene ALO1). Lineage: Eukaryota; Fungi; Ascomycota; Pichiomycetes; Serinales; Metschnikowiaceae. Gene Ontology annotation, molecular function: D-arabinono-1,4-lactone oxidase activity; FAD binding. Gene Ontology annotation, cellular component: mitochondrion; membrane. The coding region runs from base 1 to 1662 and encodes 553 amino acids. The transcript has a single exon. The record is from RefSeq and is a predicted model, not a curated record.
AUGUCUUUACCACCGUCGCUUCAGCCCUUCGUUACUAGGAAGGUGUUCCACAGGACGUGGGCAGGAACGUUUUACUGUAAGCCGCAGGCUAUUUUCCAGCCUACAAAUGAAAAAGAGAUUGUCGAGUUGAUCAACCAGGCGAGGAGGCUUGGGAAGACCAUCAUGACGGUUGGCUCCGGUCAUUCUCCUUCCGACUUGACCAUGACCAACGAGUGGUUGUGCAAUUUGGAUAAAUUUGAUAAGGUGCUUAAGCAGGAGGAGUUUUAUGGACCUUCAGAUUCGGGCAAACAGGUGAAGUAUGUGGACUUGACUGUGGAAGCCGGUAUCCGGAUCUACCAGCUUAAUGAGUACUUGAAGGAACACAGUUUGGCGAUCCAGAACUUGGGUUCUAUAUCUGACCAGUCGAUUGCUGGGCUCAUUUCCACAGGAACCCACGGCUCGUCGCAAUACCACGGGUUGGUUGCUCAGCAGGUGGUUUCUUUGGUUGUGGCCAACUCUGAGGGUAAGCUCAUUGAGUGUUCGUCUGUGAAGAACGAGAAAUUGUUCAGAGCAGCUCUUUUGUCGUUGGGCAAAAUCGGUAUCAUCACUCAGGUGACGUUGAGAGCGGUUCCUAGAUACACCAUCAAGUCGAAGCAGGAGAUCAUCAAGUUCACCACACUUUUGCGUGAGUGGGACUCGAUCUGGUUGGAUUCGGAAUUUAUCAGAAUCUGGUGGUUUCCUUACUCCGGAAACUGUGUGUGCUGGAGAGCUUCUAAGUCAGAAGACCCUUUGAGCGAUCCCCGUCCUUCGUGGUAUGGUACUUUCUUUGGCAGACUCUUUUACGAGUCGCUCUUAUGGGUUUCUGUCAAAAUCUGCCCAAAGCUCACUCCAUGGGUCGAGAAAUUCGUGUUUAAACAACAAUAUGGCGAUGUAGAGACGUUGGGCAAGGGUGACGUGGCUGUCCAGAACUCAGUUGAGGGGCUCAACAUGGACUGCUUGUUCUCACAGUUUGUGAAUGAGUGGUCAGCACCUUUGAUCGAAGGUAUCGAUAUUUUGACUGAAUUGAACGAAAAAAUCCAGGACGCCGCUAAAAAGGGUGACUUUUAUGUCCAUGCUCCAAUUGAAGUGAGAUGCUCUAACGUGACUUAUUCUGAUAAACCUUUUGUUGAUGCUGAAGGUAAACCUUCCUUGCACCCACCUCAAGAAUGGUUAGCCAAGAGGAGCCCUGUGAGCGCUGGUCCAAUUCCAGGAAACAAUUUAAGACCAUUUUUGGACAACUCCCCGGAAGGGUUGCCUUACGAGGCAGAUCUUUCGAAGGUAAAGAACGAUCAGUUGACUCUUUUUAUCAAUGCCACAAUGUAUAGACCAUUCGGUUUCAACGUGCCAACCCACAAAUGGUACCAAAUUUUUGAAGACGCUAUGAGCCGUGCGGGCGGCAAGCCACACUGGGCAAAGAACUUCAUUGGUUUGUCUGGUGAUCAUCAUGACGAAGAGGAUUUGAAGACUCAGUUGAACUUCGGUGGAAAGAAGUUCUACUCCAUGCUCGGCUUCGACCCUGUGAUGAAGAAGUGGUUUGGGCCCAGCUUAGAAGCAUACAAUGAGAUUAGAAGAGAGAUGGACCCACACGGGGUGUUCUUGAGUGGAAAAGCGUGGGCUGUUAGAAACGGAAUCUUAAUAGAAUAG